AUGCUAUAUGAAAUACCUACAUCCUCUGUCGAAUGCUUGGAGAGAAAGAUCAGCAGACACUUGCGCCGAUGGCUGGGAAUACCACCAAGCUUUACCAGCAUCGAAUUGUAUGGGCGAUCGAACCAGCUACAACUCCCGCUAUCAUCACUAGUGGAGGAGUUCAAAGUUGCAAAGACACGACUGGUAGUGACGCUCAAGCAAUCGCAGGACAGUUCAAUCCGAAAUGCUGGGAUUGAAACUAGGACAGGGAGAAAGUGGUCAGCAAGCCAAGCAGUCGAACAGGCCGAGAAAAGACUCCAGCAAAAAGACAUUGUCGGCAUCACAGCUGUAGGCAGACAGGGGCUAGGCAGCUCCAAGAUAACAUUAUGGAGCUCUGCUGGAAACAUGGAAAGGAGGAGAAUGGUGCAAGAUAAAGUCAGAGCAGCAGAAGAAGAAGACAUAAGAGCGAAAGCUGUGGCUAUGGGUGCCCAGGGUGCGUGGACGAAGUGGACAACGACAGAAAGAAAACUGACCUGGGCUGAUAUUUGGAGCUACGAACCACUGAAGAUAGCGUUCCUGCUCAGAUCAGUCUAUGACCUGCUACCGUCACCCUCAAACCUGCACAGAUGGGGUCUACAGGACCACCCCAAGUGCCAAUUGUGUGACAAGACAGGAACCAUGGAACAUAUUCUGUCAUCGUGUACCACAGCCCUCACCCAAGGACUCUACAGGUGGAGACACGACAGUGUUCUUCAGGAACUCGCUGACAAGUUGGAGCGCGAGAGGACCAAGAAGAGGCCCAGACAGAAACCCCAAAAGAUUCAGUUCGUGAAGGAAGGACAAAAGGCGCCUAAAAAACUGCAGCCUACCAGUUCUGUAUUAGAUGAAUCUGAUCAGUGGGAAAUGUCUGUUGACUUGAAGCAAAAGCUAGUGUUCCCGAACAUUAUCCAGACAACAUUAAGGCCUGACAUUGUGUUGUGGUCCACUAAAGAUAAGUGUCUGAUCAUGGUUGAACUGACAGUCCCUUGGGAAUCUCGUUGUGAAGAGGCCUUCGAACGGAAAAAGGCCAAGUAUACAUACCUGCAAGAACAGUGCAGAGAGAAAGGAUGGCGAGUGUGGCUCUACCCUGUUGAAAUCGGCACUAGAGGAUUCCCAGCACAGUCGCUGUGGAGAAUGUUCAGUGCCUUGGGCAUCAAAGGAGCAGACAGGAAGAGAGCAGUGAACAAACUGAGCCUAGCAGCAGAAAGGGCAUCCAGACUGUCUGAAAUGGAGUCAUUUCCAGUGCCAGAUGAUCGUCAAAUCUGA
Dreissena polymorpha is the source of this 1284-nucleotide messenger RNA. RefSeq lists its product as uncharacterized. NCBI's taxonomy places the organism in Eukaryota, Metazoa, Mollusca, Bivalvia, Myida, Dreissenidae. The coding region runs from base 1 to 1284 and encodes 427 amino acids. The record is from RefSeq and is a predicted model, not a curated record. The transcript has 2 exons.